GACAGGGAUAAAACGAUAACACGUCCCAACACAGAGCUAUUACAAUACUAUGAAUACUUUUUUCUUGUAAUAAAUAGCAUUACACUAGUCUUGUUUUGGCUUAAUUCCUGAACAAACUCCACUCCGGACAGCUACGAGGGAGAGCAGCUUGAAUGGAAAAUAAAAACCGCAAUGGCGUCUUUUAAGGACCAAAUGAUGAACCAGCUGAGCUCCUUUUUGUACCAGAGGCUGCACGCGGCGGCGCAGGACAUUUUGGGACAAGUGGAGAAAAUUUUGACUUCAGCUUUGGACGAGAACCACCAGGGAACCGGACUGGACUGUCCGAGUGCCAUUUCAGCCGCUCCUCAGGUCUGCAUCACUUUUGGAGAUGGGAAUCAGCCAAAAGCAGCUCCAGCAGCAGAAGAGGCCCGCCUCAGUUCAAAUGAGGAGACUGUGCUCAGGACCAGUGCUAACACUGCACAAGACAAGUACUUACAAGAGACAGUCCAGGAAGGACGGCAUGAUGUUCUUCAAGAGCAGGACAUUGUUGACACAUUUUUUGAGGAUGUUAAACAGCCAGAAAGAGACAAACUGCAGACAAGUCUGGUAUCUUACAGUGAUAACAGCAACAAAACGUGUUGGGUGCAAAAUGGAGCAACACGAUCGAGAAACCUGACAACAAAAGUGUCAGAGCAGGCCAAAAAUAUAAAAGAGGAGGUUAUCGAGUCUACAGAGUGGCCACACAAGUGUGGUGUCUGUGGAAAAGGCUUUAGAUACAAGUCUACUCUAAGAAUCCAUGAACGUGCACACUCGAAGGACAGAUCUUUUCAGUGUGACGUCUGCAAAAAGUCAUUCUCACAGAGGAAUAAUCUUAAUAACCACAAACGCAUUCAUACAGGAGAUAGACCCUUUCAGUGUGACGUCUGCAAAAGGUCAUUCUCAGAAAGGAAUAAUCUUAAAAAGCACAAACGUAUUCAUACAGGAGACAGACCCUUUCAGUGUGAUAUCUGCAAAAAGUCAUUCACUCAGAACAGUAACCUUAACAAGCACAAACGCAUUCAUACAGGAGAAAGACCCUUUCAGUGUGACGUCUGCAAAAAGUCAUUCACACGGAGGAAUAAUCUUAACAAGCACAAACGCAUUCAUACAGAAGACAGACCCUUUCAGUGUGACGUCUGCAAAAAGUCUUUCACACAGAGCAGUGACCUUACCAUCCACAAACGCAUUCAUACAGGAGACAGACCCUUUCAGUGUGAUGUCUGCAAAAAGUCAUUCUCACAGAGGAAUCAUCUUAAUGAGCACAAACGCAUUCAUACAGGAGAUAGGCCGUUUCAGUGUGACGUCUGCAAAAAGUCAUUCACAAAGAGCAAUCAUCUUAAAGUGCACAAACACAUUCAUACAGGAGACAGACCCUUUCAAUGUGACGUCUGCAAAAAGUCAUUCACACAAAGGUGUACUCUUAACGAGCACAAAAACCUUCAUACAGGAGACAGACCCUUUCAAUGUGACGUCUGCAAAAAGUCAUUCACACAAAAGAGUAAUCUUAAAAGACAUGAGCGUACACAUUCUGGGGAAAAGCCAUACUCUUGUGACAUCUGUAUGAAGGCUUUCGGUGAGUUGGCACACUUUAAAAAACAUGAAAAAACACACACAGAGGAGUGGCCGUACUCCUGUGACAUGUGUGGAAAAGCAUUCAGUGGAAGUGGCACUCUGAGUCAACACAAAUGUUGACACUCUGCUAAAACUAACUAACACACUGCUGGAGCUGAAGCUAACUAACAUUUGGCUUGAACAAACUAACAAACUCCUUAAUCUAACCAAAGUUUAAAGUAAAGCUCCAACUGAAGAGUACCACAGCUUCUUUAAGCCUGGCAUCUGUUUAUAGUUCAUAUUAUUUGCAAAAACCCAACACUUUAAAAUCCACUUGAGCUCAUUUAAGCUGUUAUGUUUUGUUUAGUUUACCUUUAACAUGCAGUUAUAUAUUUAAGUGUAAUUUUCUAAAACUAGAGCUUUUUGUUUAUAAAGGUUGAAUUAUUCAUUAUUUAUGUUUACAUGUCGUACUGCUGUGUUUCAGUCAGUAGGUGGAACCAUUUUUGGGCAGUUAAAUGUUAAAAUUUAGUUUUGAAAAGUUUUUGACUGACCAACCAGUCAUGUGUUGUUUUUAUUUAUGUACCAUUGUAAACUGAAGUACUUCUGAUAUUAACUUUUGAAUGUGUUUUACAUUGUAAUUACAGACUUAAGUAUUUGUUGAAAUGUUUUCACAAAAUAUGUAAUCACUAUUAUAUAUAUUAAUUUGUAUUAAUAUUAUUUUUGGAAUGCAUACUUGUAUUGUCACUAAUUACUAUAAAAUAAUAAAUGUUUAGUGCAGC
Molecule: messenger RNA, 2348 nt
Organism: Periophthalmus magnuspinnatus
Lineage: Eukaryota; Metazoa; Chordata; Actinopteri; Gobiiformes; Gobiidae
Product: zinc finger protein OZF-like
Exons: 2
Coding region: 172-1710 (512 amino acids)
Biological process (GO): regulation of transcription by RNA polymerase II
Molecular function (GO): DNA-binding transcription factor activity; RNA polymerase II cis-regulatory region sequence-specific DNA binding
Source: RefSeq, a predicted model, not a curated record